Messenger RNA from Passer montanus (Eurasian tree sparrow), 1649 nucleotides. It is a transcript of the gene SCO1, whose product is annotated as protein SCO1 homolog, mitochondrial. The transcript has 5 exons. The record is from RefSeq and is a predicted model, not a curated record. The coding region runs from base 29 to 793 and encodes 254 amino acids. Gene Ontology annotation, biological process: mitochondrial respiratory chain complex IV assembly. Lineage: Eukaryota; Metazoa; Chordata; Aves; Passeriformes; Passeridae.
CUCCGCGUCCGCGAACUGGACGUCGGCGAUGACCCCGAAGGCGAGGCGCGGCGCAGCCUGCAUGGCGGCCUCGGGCGGGCCGGAAGGGGCGGCGCGGCCGGCGGGAACAUGGCGGGGGCGGCGGCGCUGUGGCGGCUGCGGGCGGGCUGUGGCCGCUGUGGCCCGUGAGGGGCUCGGGGUUGCUGCCCGCACCCCGCAGCCGCCCGCUGUCGCAGCUGCCGCCGGGCCGCGGGCCGCGGGCGGGCGCGCAGAGGCGGAACUGGAGAAGGAGCGAAACCGAGGCAUUGGGAAGCCGCUGCUGGGAGGGCCCUUCUCCCUCGUCAGCCACGAGGGACAGCCCAGGAGCAGCAAGGACUACAUUGGCCAGUGGGUGCUGAUCUACUUUGGCUUCACUCACUGCCCUGACAUCUGUCCUGAUGAGCUGGAGAAAAUGAUUGCGGUGGUAGAUGAAAUUGAUCGAAUUCCAUCUUUGCCUAAUCUGACCCCACUCUUCAUCACCAUCGAUCCUGAGAGGGACAACCCAGAAGCCAUUGCCAGAUAUGUUAAAGAAUUUUCUCCGAAGCUGGUGGGAUUGACUGGUAGCAAGGCACAGAUUGACCAAGUGGCUAAAGCAUACCGUGUGUACUACAGUGAAGGGCCCAAGGAUGAGGACAACGAUUACAUAGUGGAUCACACAAUAAUUAUGUACCUCCUCGGCCCCGACGGUGACUUUGUGGACUACUAUGGCCAGAACAAGAAGAGUGCUGAGAUCUCGUCUUCUAUUGCUGCACACAUGAGAAAAUACAGAUCCUAAAACAGAAGGUCCUCAAAGGUUGCUGUGAAUGUCACCUGUGGGUUUGGCUGUGAUUGGACACUGGAGUUAAAGCAGAAGCACACAAGUGUAACAUCCUGUCAAGCAGGUCUCCUUUCUUCCAAAUAAGAGAGGCAUCCAUGUUUCUGCAAAUUCCCAUUACCAAAAAUCUCUACAGAGCCUUUGCAAUGGAUAUAAUUUCCAACAAGAUCUUGUGUACAGAAUAAAAUUUGGGACUUCUCUGAAACAUUUCUGGGAGCAAAGGAUGGAAAGCACUUUUCACUUGGGAAGAACGUGUGUGUUGCUGGGAAAAUAUUGCUGGUAAAAAAAAAAUAAAAUUGCGGGUCUGGCAAGACAUCAGCAAGGACAAACGUCGCUGCAGGAAGAUUACUUGAUGCAAAGCCAUUACUGGAUGGGGCCAUGGCGUUCUCAGAGGAGCUCUGCCCUCUGGUUUCUCUGCACUGUUUUGCCUUCUAGGAGAGGCAGCUGCACUAUUAGAAGCAGGGGAGCCUUAAGAGUGCUUCUUCAUCUAGGUUGAGAAGGUGAAGAGCACUGACAGCACAACUGCUUCCACGCAUGGGACCAGCCCUGUAGCAAGCCUGAUCAUUUCAUCUGAAUGCAGAAAUGAGAUGUAAUUUUCUGGUGGUUUUUCCAGGUGAACACUGUUCACUUAUAAGGAAAAGAGAAUUGGGGUGCAAAUAGGUUUUUCUUCUGGUGCAAAUUAUGGUGUGUAAUUGCUCUGCUUGUGCUGGGGGAAGUGGGGAGGGUGGAGGGAGGCUGUCAGCGUGCACAGGGCUGGCAAUCAGAUACAUUUUAAGCAGUGCAGCAUUUGAAAAUAAAGAUUGAUUUGUAAAGGCGA